AUGUCGUCCUCCUGCCAAGGGCUCAUCGCCGCUCUCAAGGACUGCCUCAUGCAUUCCGACUGCGUUAUUAAGGACGGGCGGAUGCCCUCGGACUGCCUGCAUAACCACGCAGAUGAACUCCCGCUGGAAUGCCAGACCCUCCGCCGCGCAACCUUCGAGUGCAAACGGGGCAUGCUGGACAUGCGCAAGCGGUUCCGGGGGAACAUCGUCGGCUCGCAGUACACAUACCAGGCGGACCCGGAAGAGAAGGAGCGGGAGGCAAAGCUAUUGGCAGAGGCCAUGGCAAAGCACUCAAAGCCGUCAGAAACCGCAUCCGUGCCGUCGCAUACAGCUCUCGCAUCCCAGCCCGAGCCCGCCGCGGAAGAUAUGCAUGUUCGCUGCUUGCAGGAUUCCUCAGUCGCAUCUUCGAACUCCGGUCCGGAGAACACCAACGUCGUUUUGCAUGUAACGCCAUUGCUUCGUGGUCUUCUUACCGCAAUGCACCUCUGGCAGUACAGACGAGCGCUAUCUGCUUCAUCAUCUGUCGCUCGUAUAGAAGAUAACACCUACCAGAAGACUUUGCUCGCAAUGGAGGCCUCUUCUGUUUACAUCGCUGCCUCGACGAACCGACACUCUCAUGCCGCAGAUGUAUCUAGUGAAGAUCUUGUCGCCUUCGGUACAGGAACAAUGAUUGCUCUCUGGCCAGCAGAGGGCUGCGGCGAUGCUGGAGUGCAGGAAACUCUGGCUAGCGACCAUGCGCGGGUGACUUGUGUGCGCUUCAUUGCCGCUGACCGCCUGGCGAGCGCGGAUGAACAUGGCUUGUUGAGACUCUGGCGUAGGAGGAAAGGGCAGUGGACAUCAACAGCUAGCGUGAAGGGUCAUUCUCAGGGCGUUUCGUCCUUGUGCGUGCGCGGGACGCUGCUCGUGUCUGGGUCCUCCGACGCUACAGUACGACUAUGGGACUUGCAAUACGAAGACAAAAUCGCUGAAGUACAAACAAUAUCGCUCAACGGGCGCUAUCCGCUUUCUCUGGCCUUGGCAAACUUGCCAGGGACAUCCACUAUUAUCUUGGCCAUCGGCGACACCAGUCGCAAUGUGCAGUUAUGGACUCGUUCUGAGGACAAGUUCAUAAAGGCUGCUACUCUUUCCGGACACGAAGACUGGGUCCGUGCCCUCGCUUUCCGCGAGCCGGGCCCAGCGUCUGGCAGCGAAGGGUCUUCUUCAUCAGGCGGAAGCCACGAGCUAUCCGCGCUUGUCCUGGCCUCUGGGGCGCAGGAUGCGUCCAUUCGGCUAUGGAAUAUUGAGCCUGUGCAGAGAGGUUUUGCGGAUGGCACGGAUGACCUCCUGGACGCAUUCGAGGCGUCGCUUGGCGAGACGACCGAUGGAGAGGAGGGUGGAAGGCAAAUCACGACGAAGCGACAUCUGAUCACUGUGAAGGCAGGCGAGAGCACGCAGCAGUACUCCGUCACCUUCGACGCUCUCCUCGUUGGUCACGAAGCCGGCGUUACCUCCCUCUCCUGGCGCCCCGCCGGGAACCACCCUGAUCCCGCUCCGACCCUCCUCUCCAAUUCCACCGAUUCCUCCCUCAUUCUUUGGUCGCCUGCGGCUACAGGCACCCUCUGGGUUACCCGCCAGCGCUUUGGUGACGUAGGCGGGCAGCGGCUCGGCGGUUUCGUUGGCGGUCUGUGGGUGGCGCGCGGUGAGAGCGCUCUGGCCUGUGGCUGGGCGGGAGGCUGGAGGAGAUGGGGAUGCGCGGCUGUGGAAGGUGUCGCUGGGGAGACUUGGGAGGAAAAGGGUGCGAUCACUGGGCAUAGUGGCCCGGUGAGGGGAUUGGCGUGGGCGCCGGGUGGGGAGUAUCUGUUGUCGACUGGCCUCGACCAGACGGCGCGAAUACACGGACCAGUAGUGACCGCUGGAGGUGCAUGGCACGAGAUCGCACGUCCGCAGGUACAUGGCUACGAUCUGCUUCGCGGCGUUUUCCUCGACAGGCUACGGUAUACAAGUAUCGCGGACGAGAAAGUCGCACGCGUAUUCGAUGCACCGCGGAGUUUUGUCGAAUCGGCAGAGCGGUUGGGUGUGGCCACGUUCGAUGCGGCUGAGCUUUCGAAUAAGGCUACGAGCCAAGACCCCUCCGCUAUGUCUGCCACCGGAGAUAUCACAGAUCAUCGUCCUUUCGAAGGCGAGCUUGCCGCAAUUACGCUUUGGCCAGAGGCUGAGAAGGUGUUUGGUCAUGGUUAUGAGCUCAUCGCCCUCGCGGCCUCCAACUCGAAGAAAAUUAUCGCGACCGCAUGCAAAGCAACAACGCCAGAGCACGCCGUCGUACGCCUCCACGACACGGAGCGAUGGCAGCCCGUCGGCCAGCCACUACCAGGUCACUCGCUCACGGUCACCCGCAUUGCAUUCAGCCCAGACGAUUCUCUUGUACUAUCUGUGUCUCGCGACCGUACGUGGCGGUUGUUUGCGAGGCAAGAGGAUGGCGGCUAUACACCGCUCGCUGCAGACAAGUCCCACGGCCGCAUCAUCUGGGACUGCGCGUGGGCUCACGAGGGCGACGUCUUCGCUACCGCAUCUCGCGACAAGACGGUGAAAGUCUGGCAGAGCGAUGGAAGUAAGUGGACAGCAGUGGCCAGCAUCAAGACCAAGGAGGCAGCGACGGCGGUGGACUUCGCACCGAGGAAUGAGAAUGGACGUCGCCUCCUCGCCGUCGGGCUCGAAAACGGGGAUAUUCUUAUUUACGCUGGCUCCACUACCGACACCUCGAAAUGGGAGCUCGUCACCUCGAAAACACAAUGGCACGUCGGCCAACUGCAGCAGCUCAGCUGGCGGCCCUCUCCACCCGCAGGGGCCGGCCAGCAGCUCGCAAGCUGCAGUGAAGAUGAUAAAGUAUGGCAUCCUAAGGGCUACGUGAACGAGGUGAGAAUCUGGAUACAGUAUACAGUCAAUGCUAGCGAGUAA
Molecule: messenger RNA, 2934 nt
Organism: Schizophyllum commune H4-8
Lineage: Eukaryota; Fungi; Basidiomycota; Agaricomycetes; Agaricales; Schizophyllaceae
Product: WD40 repeat-like protein
Exons: 20
Coding region: 1-2934 (977 amino acids)
Biological process (GO): tRNA wobble uridine modification
Cellular component (GO): elongator holoenzyme complex
Molecular function (GO): protein binding
Source: RefSeq, a predicted model, not a curated record